AUAUUGUUCCUAGUAACUAUGCCUGUUGCUCAGAAUUACUUGAAUAUUUUUCACGAAUCGUUUUACUUAAGCGCGAUCAUUUGACUACAACUGCGACUAUUCUCAACGCGACGCAGUAGUCUGACAAAACAAUUUACAUAAAAAAUUAAACAGACGAUAAACGUAUCUCAGUAAUCUACUUUAAUGAAUUGUCGGUAAACAAUGAAAACACGAAUUUAAAAUCGUGAAAUAUCUAUCAUAAAUGAUUAUCGUUCGCCUGGACUGGAAUUACUCUAAUAUUCGAAUGCUAUAAGCAUUAUAUUUGAAUUAAAAUUGUAUAAUAUUAGAUUUGAAUAUUUUAAAAGUACAUUAUUAAUAUACUAUACUAAAUGUAUCGAAUUUUAAAUGUGCCUUAAGGAUACGAUUGAACAUACGCGAAGAAGCAAGAAAUCUAUUUUAUAAAAACCUACGAAUUAUGUAAGGAUCUGGUGGUUGUUAUCGAGUUGUGCGUCUGUAUAAUAGAAAGACUGUGGUGGUUAAAGACUGUUGUUAAUCAGGAUUGAGAAAGACAGGUGUGAAGGGUUUUCUAGCUGGGAGAACAUAAACAGAGUAGAAGUGAGGGUUCAGUGUGAUAGCGGUAAAUGCAGUGGUUGAAGGAGAGAUGGACCCAUCAAUGUUUGUUGCAUACACCCCUCAAACAAACGGCGUUCCACUGGAGUCCAAGCUUGCUACCUACAUGAAUCGUCAAAGCCCGGGGGUAACUCUAAGUACCACUGCAGUUACAAAGCACUUGUCGAACCUCUCUCUGGAUUCGCAAAAAAAAGUAACUGCCAGUCCAGAAUUUGUACCAGGAAGAGGUCUCACUGGUAGCAACAGCAGUUCUCCGAAUCUUUUUAAUAAUUCUUACCACUCACAAGAGAAUGUUGGUGGUACAACUUAUUUUUACCUUGGAAACACACCAACCGAUACUGUUGGAGCAGAGGAAGGAACUGAAACUAUUGGAACUGUCGGAGCAGGUCAGGUAGGCUACGUUUAUCCAGGUACACCAGCACACCUUCAACCUGUGAAACCAGUAAAACCUCCGUCGUCUAAUAAUUCCUCUGCUCCCUCAACCCCACCUCCUCAAGCAACACCCAGCUUCUUUGUCAGUGAGAGCUUACGAAUGGACAUUCUUCAAAAAAAUGCAUUAACGUUAGCGCAACCUGAUGUAGUAAGAUUCCCUGAUUUACCAAAUGAGGUAGACAGUUACCAUGAGUUGUGCCCACUGGAACCAAUUCAUAAACCUGCCUCGACAAUGCUCGGAUACCAAACUUCAACGUACAAAGCUACCAGCAUUAAGAGUGGCACGCGAUACUGUUUACGUCGUAUACAUGAUUUCAGACUUGCUAAUACAAAGUGUAUGGUGCUGGUAGAUAUGUGGAAGCGAUUAUCGCAUACUAAUUUGGUGCAGUUAAGAGAAGUCUUUACCACCAAGGCCUUUGGCGACCAUUCCAUGGUAUUCGUUUAUGACUAUCAUCCGGGCUCAGAAACGUUGUUAAACAAGCAUUUCUCUGCAACUGAAUUGAAUGGUUAUACGGAUCCAUUUUCUUCAGAUCCGAACGCCCCUCGCCCGUAUAGUCAUACAAAAAAUACAAUUCUCAGACAGCAACACAGUAGUAUGCUACCAGAAAGUGUUAUCUGGAGCUACAUAAUCCAACUAACUGCCGCGCUUCGCGUCAUACAUGCUGCUGGUUUGGCAUACAGAUGUUUGGAUCCCACAAAAGUGUUGCUCACGUCACGGACGAGACUCCGUUUAAGUUGCGUUGCCAUACCAGACGUUGUUACAUUCGAUGGGAACGCAGCGAAUCCACUCUCACUUAUUCCACAUUACCAACAAGAAGAUUUAAUCGCUCUGGGGAAGUUGGUAUUGGCUUUAGCAUGUCGUAGCCUUCUUGCCGUCCAUCGCGACAACAUGCAAGCCUCCCUCGAGCUCGUCGCACGUUCCUACUCCACGGAUCUUCGGAACCUCAUUCUAUAUUUACUUUCGAACCAAGCACGACGGAGCGUAACAGAUCUCAUGCCAAUGAUAGGAGCUCGAUUUUAUACACAGCUCGACGCAGCCUUGCUUCGAUCCGACGUGCUCGAAAACGAACUUGCCAAGGAGCUUGAGAACGGGCGGUUAUUUAAGUUACUUGUAAAACUGGCCACCAUUAACGAAAGACCAGAACUUAAUAUGGAACCCACGUGGGCAGAAACAGGAGACCGAUACAUGCUCAAAUUGUUUAGGGAUUACGUUUUCCAUCAGGUAGCGGCUGAUGGAAGACCGUGGUUGGAUAUGGCACACGUUGUAUCUUGUUUAAAUAAGUUGGAUUCAGGGUCUCAAGACAAGAUAUGUUUGAUGUCUCGAGACGAACAAAGUGUAUUAGUAGUAAGUUACGCCGAACUUCGGCAAUGCUUGGAAACCUCGUUUGGAGAGCUGGUACAAUCUGCGAAAGACGCUGUCUAGGUCUGCGUCGUCACAUUAUUUUCAUUUCUUUUUCGUCAAACCGACCAGACAGUACAUACUCCGAACCAUAAAUGUGAUAUCACCACUUAGCGGUACUAUCAUUUUAAACUUUAUCAAGACAUAGG
Messenger RNA from Nomia melanderi (Alkali bee), 2589 nucleotides. It is a transcript of the gene PAN3, whose product is annotated as Poly(A) specific ribonuclease subunit PAN3. Gene Ontology annotation, biological process: nuclear-transcribed mRNA poly(A) tail shortening; mRNA processing; protein phosphorylation. Gene Ontology annotation, cellular component: P-body; PAN complex. Gene Ontology annotation, molecular function: protein kinase activity; ATP binding; poly(A) binding. Lineage: Eukaryota; Metazoa; Arthropoda; Insecta; Hymenoptera; Halictidae. The record is from RefSeq and is a predicted model, not a curated record.